AAAAGUAAACACGAAACAUCGUAUGUGUCAACAACGUACGGAAACAACAGCUUUCGAAAUGUAAACAAAAUAAAAUAACGUGACUUAACCAAUAUUAAAACAAUGAACUGUUUAAGCAAUGCAUUUAAAGGAUAUGUGUCAAUCAAAGUACUGUUUUGUAUAGUAUUUUGUUUUGUUAUUGUGUCAAUUCUGAGGGGAAUGUUGUUUUACGGACGGUCGAACGAAAAAGUAAAACAGGGCAUACCAGUGGCUGAGCUAACUCCAGGAAUAAAACGAUACAUACAUGAAAUCACGGAACGACAAGAGUCGUUACAAACUACACCAUCAACCAAAAAUGUUCGAAUCCUAUGCCUGAUACUAACAUCAGCUGUAACACUGAAGUCACGAGCGUCUGUUGUAAAUGCCACGUGGGCCAGGCGAUGCGACAGACACUUUUACGUUCUAAAUACUAAAAGAAGAUCUCCCGACAUCAUCAACUCUCCGUUUGAUGAAACACGAAACAAUAUUGUGCAUAAAGUUAAAUUCGCUUUGAAUUUUAUUUAUGAAAACGAAAUUGAGACAUUUGACUGGCUGUUGAAAGCUGAUGACGACACCUACGUCAUCAUAGAAAAUUUAAAGUUUUUGUUAAAAAGACGUGAUAGCAAAAAGCCUGCAUACCUUGGUUUUCAUUUCAAUAAAUUCGUAUCAAGUGGAUAUAUGAGUGGUGGUGCCGGUUACGUCAUCAGUAACAGUGCACUUCGCCAUUUAGUGGAAUUCGGAUUUAAUCAAGAAAAAUGUCCGGUCGUUCCGAAUGAAGAGGAUCCAGAAAAUAGUGAAGACAUAGAAAUAGGGAGAUGCUUGAAUAUAUCAGGGGUACCUGCUUUAAGCUCUCUAGAUGAGGCUGGAAGGGAAAGAUUUCAUCCAUACCCAGUACAGAGGCACUUGCUAGGUUCUAUUCCUGAAUUUGUGUUCGAAUGGGCAAAGAAUCCGCACAAAGUAGGCGUAGAAUGCUGCAGUAAAUACUCGAUCAGUUUUCACUACAUGGAUGCAAGUACAAUGUUGUUGGUAGAUCACCUGCUCUACAGAACGUCUGUCUUUGGACUUAAUUUGAACGAUGAUAGUACGAAGCAAUAGUUAAUGCAGCACUAUUGGGAGAUCAAUAUCUUUCUUACACUGAAUACCGUGGCUUGCUGGCCAGAUUUAGCUCGUAUUGUUCGGAAAGCGGUCAUUUUUGGCAGGUCUGUGGUCCUACAAGGGUGCUCUCCUGUACCUGAGUAACAUUGGGCCAUCCUCAGUCAAAAUCUAAAAAACUGAACAGUCGUCAUAUUAUCUAAAUUUUAUGGCGAGAAUCAUAACCCAUUGAGCACCGAACAAAACAUGUUGCAUCGAAGCUUCUUUGAUAAUAUUAUGUGAUAAGGUAGAGUUUAUAACAAUGGAGCACGCCGUUAUCAGCGACUACAAGAAGAGCAAUCUUGUACCUAACCAAUAAGAUUAGUGUAGGAGAAAAACUCUGAAUUGAUCAAUGUAGCCAACAUAAAAGCAUUGAUAAAAUCUGAAAAAAACUAACUACGACCUUUUCCCAAUAUCUGAGAUUGGGUAGACAAAUCACAGAUGUAAGACAUGUAUACUUUUCUCAUAGUUUACAUAUAAGUUGCUGUAAGGCUCUGCCAUAAAGUCAUGACAGUAGCAUCGAAAUUAAAAAUGGCAUUCAUUUCAAUUAAGAAAUUUUACCACUUAAAACUCGUUACUGCAAUAUUUUAUGUUUUGGCUGUAUAGCUACUAGGUACUUGCUCUCAGUGAGGAUAACUUUGUUUAUAAAAUGUAUGUGUACAUUUGACAAGGCAAUCAUAAAUCGAAAAAUAUAUUAAGCUGACAUCGCAUAUUUGUAACUCAUCGCUAUCAUUUCAUUGUUUUAAAAGUGUUCACAUGCUUUUCAUGUUUUGAAACAUUUAUCUGACUCUUCAAGGGUACAUUGCUGCAAACAUGAUAACACAAAGGCCAGCUGUAAUUUUAAUAUGUUUAACAAAUCGUACAUUUAGAAAUCCACAGCAAUUUACAACCUAAAUAAAUUUCAGCACUGUUAAUAUAGAUUUUCCUCCAUGAAAUCCAGGUUAGAUUAAGUGUCAAAACCCGAUGUAAUAUUUGUUAGAAGAAUGUUUUGUCUGUGUAAAUAAUGUUCUUAUUAUUUAUUGCCUAAAUUUGUAUGAUGUUUUGUAUAUUACAAGAGGUAGAUGUAAUUUAGUUCCUUUGCCAUAGGCCUCGUAAGAGCCCUCUGUAGCCGUUAUUGCAUAAGAAAUCUUCAGUUGAGCAAUUAUGUGAGCUUUUAUCCUCCUGAAAUUAUUCUAAAGAGAAAACACAGCAGCAAGAACCGGAAAAGAAAAACAGUGCUUAUACAUGUGUAACAAUUAACUAGCUAAAGCAUGAAUUAUAUUGGAAUGGAGGGCGGAACACCAAAAUUGCCUGUGGCAACUUCGUUGUUACGUGUGUUUUUUUUUUUAAUACUUUGUCUCCACAAAUUCAGCCGUUGUCUUUCCAAAAUGGUGAGAGGAAAGGGGUUAAGCUGUAUAUCGUACAGCCGUCAUGCGAUGUGCAAGACUCCAUACCAGUGUUAUUCCCCUUGCAACAAGCCGGCAUCAGGUCUUUAGGAGUUUUUGUUAUUGACAGACCUCUUUUUAUUUGAGGUCUAUAAUAUAAAACUUCUGGUGCGUACUGAGAUUAUAUUCUCUCAAACCAAGAAGUGUUAGAUACCAGUAAUAAGUGUUUCAUUUUAUAUUAUUUUUCACGAUAGUACACAAUUUUUGCUAUUAAUUGGUCUAUAGUUCAACACAAGUUUGCUGGACUAAAGCAAAACACGGAGGAGAACAUUAGUUUAUUUCUGAUGUCAUGUAAUAUACACUUCAUUCGGACCUCGGGCAAAUAGCUUUUAGUAUAACUGACAGGUCGUUUAACUAGCUUUGAGACAAAAGCCAGCAUGUUGAUAACAAUUCAUUAAGUGUUUACAUACAAAAGCUAGGCCUUGUAAAAUCAUUCACGAAUGGUUUUCGGUGUGUUCUUGUUAAAACGCUUGCCGUAUAUUUUACAAAAAUAAUGUGUAAGGUUAUCAUUUUCUUUUAAAAAGUAAUAAAACAUAAAGCAUUAUAAAUUAAAAAUCGUAUGAAUUGAAAAAUCUUUUACUAGUAUCUGUUUCAUUUACGAUGUAUUACAGAUCAACUGUGUGUAAUUGAUACUUAAAAACUGGAAUGUUGAAAGUUGGAUUAGACACGUACCGGAGGACCACCAGGAAUUACUACACGGCUUUUUUACAAGAAGAACUAAAUUUUGGCCUUGAAUCUUUCAUACAAAAUCUGCUGUUUACAUCGAUGAAAUAUUCUGUCCCUCUAUCCGUCUGUCUGACAAUGCUACACAAGUCAAAUGGUUUAUCGCGGCCAGAAAUUUGUACAAACCGGACAGAAUUUGCGAAAUUGUCAUUUGUGCAGGAAAGAAGCUUUUACCAUAAUGUCCAGUACUGAACAGGUAUAGUGACAUACGUUUAAGAUAUCAUGCUUUCUGUUUAUGCAGGUAAACUUGUGUUUGGUUAAAUUUCAACAGAGCACAAUUGUCUGAACAGUGUACAAACUCAUUACUGUUUUUUCAGGCAAGGGUGGAAAAAAGGUGGUAGUCAAUGAAAGUAGUAACAUUUUUAUCAAAAAAAAAAAUAAACAAUGAGACAAACAUUUCCAGCAUCUUUGGACGGUUCAAAAAUCCCAUAUUAACAUACGAUAAAGCCCGAAACGCGUGAAAAUGUUCCGAAUGUAAAUCGGGUGAAGUAGGCGCUCUAUGUAUAGAGUUAGAUUAUGCGUCUUGAUACUGUACCAGAGGGGUCGGUCAAUUGUGGGUUAUUGAUUACACUGGGCGAGUCUACUUACUUAUUACUUGAGGCUGAAAAAAACGUGUUUUUAAAUGUUGCUCUUAAACAAGGGUGGCGGUUGAACUACAAAAAGUACAACAACAGUUAAUUCACAACAAAUCGUACGGUAUGUUUUAUAAUCAGUAGAAGCUAGUCGUAUUUACGCUUAUGAGACCUGUUUCACCCACCAGCGCGCAUAUACUUCACCUAUUCCAUAUAGGCCGCGAUCAAUAACGGGGAUUGUUUAGAAAACUUUCGUAACUCAUAUUUUCAUUUUUUUUUUCAGAAGGAAAAACAUUUAAUCUAUUAUAAUUGAUAAUAUUUUUAAAGUUUUAAUGCAUAUGAAUGGCUAUAUCAUUUUUAUGAAGUCUUAAAAGAGUUUAACUUACUAACAUUAUAAUUAGUAAAACAUUUAUUAAUGAAACUUUGAGUUACGACAGUUUUGCAGCUGAAAUCAAUAUUAUGUGGCAGAAUUAUUUCAUUGAAAACUGUUGUAACUUGAGUUAAGACAGUUUUGAAUAACUUAUUUGCUGUUGAAUGCGAGUUACAACAUAAACACUGAGAAAUAUAAAUAUAUAUAACAGUUUUAGUUAUAAAUUUCCAGUUAUUUAUUCACCACAAAAGUUAGACAUUUUGUAAUUUUAAUUUAGUUGUCAUCUCCUGCAGAUUUCUUGACCAUAUUAGCUUAGUAUUCAGAUUUUGUAUUGUAAAGAUAGAAACCCAAAUUUAUAUUAGGUAAAAUCAGGAAUAUUUAGAUGCAGAGUCAAGUACUGGUUUGAUGUUGAAAAAUGUCUUGGGGUUUAUAUUUUUAGUAAUUGUUGUGAUGACUUAAGGUUUGUCUAGCAGUUUGUCAGUUUAUAAUUAUGUAUUGUUGGAAAAAAAUAAAAAGACAUGCUUUAACAUGUAAAAUAUAUUAAUAAAUAAAAGUCUGUAACUUUACUUUAAAGGUCCAAUACUAAGGAAAGUGAACAUUUUAAUUUCUUUUAAAAAGCACAGAAACUAUUUCAUUUUAUUGGAAAAUGAAAGUUGGUAUGUAGAAAUUCGAAAUAAAUCGCAGUAUAUGUACAAUUAUUUUUCUAUGAAGUAAGUGAAAGUUAAAAAGAUCUGGGGGGUCAUUCUGUCGAUUCAUUGAAAUUUCAACAUAAUACACAUACAUUUCUUUGAGUUCCAAAGACCUUCUGUAAAUUUUGACCUGCCAAUCUUCAUUAUUUAGUGUCUUGCAGAAGUCUAUGCACUGGCUAUGAAAAAAAUUGCCAACUCACUUUCUCUUAGUAAUGGACCUUUAAUGAAAUAAUAAGGUAAAAGUACUGUUGCUUGAACUAUGUAAGUUUAGUGUUUCUGCAUGCAUAAAGCUGAACAUUGCAACCUUUAACAACAAGAUAUAAAGGUUAUCUGCGGCAGAAAUGAUAAAAAUCAAACUUAGUUCACGAAAAUAAAUAAUUUUCUGUGCUCAGGAAAGCCACAUCAUCAGAAACUUUAUUCCAACCAUUACAAAAAUACAAAAUCAAGACAUUUAUCUGCAUCAAACUAGUACUUUAUUUGGCAUACAACCAUUCCUUGUAUUGUCUACUUCAUCCCCUGUGUAAAGUAUAACAAGAAGCUAAAAGAAACAACAUGGAAAAUAACAAGUUAAACAAUAUGAUAUGAACUGAUGCAGAAUUGACUGUGAGUAUACAAAAGAUAAUUGUCAGUAUAUUCCAAAUUUAAAACUGAAUGGCCUUUUUAGAUUCAAGAUUUUUUUCUCCAUUUACUAUGUUGAUCAAUUAAGUAAACUUUUGAUUAUUUCACUUGAAACUUAUUGACCAACUGGCACAGUCUGUCUAGGUUGAGAGGAAUAGGUAGAAAUUUUAACUUUAAACAAAGCAGCAACAAGUUUGAAACUGUUCAACUUAAAGAAGUUUUAUGAUAAUGUCCCCAGUUUCCACACCCCAUGGUCUGUCAGUUUCAGUCAAAUGUCGUGACUUUUUAUCUAUAGUGAACACCACAUAUAGGCUUACCUAUCUGGCAUUUCUCAACUAACCUCUUUCUGUUUGAUAUUUCUUACCUUCAUUAUAUCUACGUUUUUCUUUUCCAAAUUUUCUCACCAUCACAUUGACUGGAAGUGCAAAUAUUGGUUGUUUUAUUUACUUGGUACUUCUUAUUCUCCUUGUUGUAAUUUUGGACAUGCAUAUUCCAAGGUCUAUAAUAAUUAAUUAUAAAAGCGUUACAAUUGUUUACUCCCUUCUGCAUAAUAUUGUUGGUAAUUUAUUAGGAUAGAUUGCAAAAAUCAUAUAACAGUAAGUUUAUACCAUUGGUCACUUUCACUGCAGCCAUAUUUUUCCGAUUUUUUAAAGAAAAACGAUGUCAUCUAAAAAAAGGAAUGAGUUUCUUUCAUAGACAGAAAACAAAAGAGAUUGCAAAUAGUCAAUUUGCGUUUAUUCCCUUUUAAAACGCCCAGGAGUGACUUUUUUACAAACAUGAAAAUUCUGAAACAAGAAUGGAAAAAAUUACUGUUAUCAAUAUCAGCAUCACUUUUAUGACAUCACAAUUUGACCUAGCUCUUGUACAUUAUAUUGAGUUACUACAGUUUUACGCAACAAUCUGAUCGCAUGGAGUAGUCGUUUGUUACGGAAAACUGUAUGCAACUCAAGUUAGAACAGUGUUCCAUAUCGGAAAAUAUAAGUGUGAGAUAUGACUUCUUUGCAACUAGCUUUUAAUAGUGAUCUAUCAAGGAAUUCAAACUCAGCAUUUUGUGGUCUUAUAAAUAUUUUAUAAAGAAGAUCAAAAAUGUAAAAAAAAAAUAUCAUUUCAGAAAAAAAAGUGAGUUAGAGUUCUCCGUUCAGCCCUCGAUAAGAUGUCGAAUGUCGAGAUCUAGCCUUACAUUUGUCUUUUUCUGUUCCUGUUGAAUAAAUGUCGCACUAUAAAUAUGUUUACAUUCCAUUUUGUUAUGUACUCUUUGUAUGUCUGGAGGUAGCUUUCAUUUGAAUAAAGAUUGAAUUAUGAUAAAUAUUUUU
Molecule: messenger RNA, 6858 nt
Organism: Mercenaria mercenaria
Lineage: Eukaryota; Metazoa; Mollusca; Bivalvia; Venerida; Veneridae
Product: glycoprotein-N-acetylgalactosamine 3-beta-galactosyltransferase 1-like
Exons: 4
Coding region: 103-1113 (336 amino acids)
Cellular component (GO): membrane
Molecular function (GO): N-acetylgalactosaminide beta-1,3-galactosyltransferase activity
Source: RefSeq, a predicted model, not a curated record